This is a messenger RNA of Coffea arabica (coffee), 777 nucleotides long. The record is from RefSeq and is a predicted model, not a curated record. Lineage: Eukaryota; Viridiplantae; Streptophyta; Magnoliopsida; Gentianales; Rubiaceae.
AUGACCGAGGGGAAUGGGUUGAGUCAGAGGAGGAGAUUGGAGCUGAGGCGGUACGAUUUGCUUCAGCAUAUCCCAAAAAUUCUGACCGAUGAGGAGAAUAGUUUGUUGGAGCAGGUACCCUCUGAGGAGGAGGUUCGGAGUGCGAUGUUUGCAAUGGAUGGAGAGAGUGCACCGGGGCCGCAUGGAUACACAGACAAAUUCUUUACGGCUGCAUGGUCAGUUAUUGGUAAGGAUGUGGUUAGAGCGGUGUGUAGCUUCUUCUGUGGAGUUGUGUUGCCACAUGCAGUUACAGCGACCUCCAUUGAGUUGCUCUCUAAUAUGGAGAGGUCUUCCAGAAAUGCCGAUGUUGCUUUAAAGUUGGAUAUGUCGAAGGCUUACGACUGUGUCUCCUGGAUAUUUUUUACUUCAAUUUUGAGAAGAUUUGGAUUUGGGGAGCAAUGGAUUGACAGGAUUUGGAGAUUAUUGUCGAAUGUCUGGUUCUCAGUCCUGGUCAACGGGUCGAGUGUGGGUUUCUUUAAGUCCACACGAGAGCUUCAUCAAGGGGACCCACUAUCCCCAGGGCUAUUUAUUGUCGGCACGGAGGUGCUGUCCCGCUCUUUAAACAAGUUAAUAGAGCAUUGGGAGUUUCAGUGCUUUUCAGUUCCGCCAAGAUGCCCUAGGAUUACUCAUCUCAGCUAUGCAGAUGACGUCUUGGUUUUCUCUAGUGCUUCGUCCUCCUCACUGCGAUGUGUCAUGCAGACGAUUAGGAAUUAUGAAAAUAUUGGGGCAGGAGAUUAA